Molecule: messenger RNA, 921 nt
Organism: Micropterus dolomieu (smallmouth bass)
Lineage: Eukaryota; Metazoa; Chordata; Actinopteri; Centrarchiformes; Centrarchidae
Gene: inavaa
Product: innate immunity activator a
Exons: 7
Biological process (GO): positive regulation of protein ubiquitination; adherens junction maintenance
Source: RefSeq, a predicted model, not a curated record
ACUUUUAGUAAUCCGUGAAAUAUCUGCUUACUUCAACAGGUUUCUCUAAAAAAUUAAUAACAGAUAGUCAAGAUGACAGCCAUGGAGAGUAAAGAGGAGAUCAGUGACACAGACAGUGGGAUUAUCUUGCACUCUGGUCCAGACAGCCCCACGUCCCCGGUGAAGGAUCUGACCACGCACACCAGAGCCCUGAAGCUGAAGCACCAGUCUCUGGAGGAGCGCCUGGAGCUCUGCCUGCUGGAGCUCAGAAAGCUCUGCAUCAGGGAGGCAGAGCUGACGGGUAAACUGCCCUCAGACUAUCCUCUGAUGCCCGAUGAGAAGCUACCCCAGGUCAGAAGGAGGAUUGGAGCUUGCUUCAAGCUGGACGAAGGUCUGAUCCAUCUGGAUAAACAGGAUUCAGAGUUGCAAGCGCUGGAAACUGACUUGGCUCUUCAGCGGCAGAUUUAUGAGGCGGCCCGGAAACUCUCCCUGGAGGGCCACCUCAGUAAACCACAGAAGAAGAGCCGGCUGCAGCAGUGCAAGAGGGAGGAGAAGAAAGUGAAGGAACUACAGGAGGCUGUGUUCCAGCACAGGAUCAAGAGCGAGUGUAACUCACCGUGCAUCACCCUCUCAAGCAGCCAAAACAAAGAUCUUUGCAUGUCUGAUGACAGCUCUCUGUCUGAUGUGGUGGCACUGGAUGAUGAUGUGGACUCGUCCAGCCCCCCCUCUCCUCCAGUGUUGGGCACUUCCUACUUGGACCCUCUGCAGCCGUCGGCCGAGACCCUUCAGUCAUCCCAGCAGUCAUCAAGCCAGCUCAGUGUGGAGCACGAGCGCUCCCCCAUCCAAAAUUCUCCAUGGAAGGAGUCCAGUCUGGAUCAGCCUUACCAGAAGGCGACAAAGCCUCGUUCUGCUUGCAACAGCAGGUCCAGGUAGGAAAAAUAA